AUGCGUCUCUAUUAUGGUAUUACACCUUUGCUUGUCACCUUCCUCUGCACCAUUGUGUCUUCGCUCUAUACGAGCCAACGGGGACGCGUCAUUCAUCAGCCAGCUCUGCCUCCCUCAUACCCGCUGGCAGUAAGAAAUCCGUAUCUUUCAGCAUGGAUGCCGAGCGACCGGGUACAGAUGUUACCAUUCGCCGAGCCACAGUUCUGGGCCGGCCAGGAGCUUGGCUGGUCCGUCCUGGUGCGUGUUGACGGUCAGACGUAUAGUUUAAUGGGCGUGAAGGACCCCGGUAAUGACGUCCAGCCGGCGGUUAUGUAUGGCGCGGAAUAUACAGCAACUCAUUCGGUGUUUACUGCCAGUGCUGGAACGGUGAUGGUCACGCUUGAUUUCUUCUCGCCGGUGUCGCCGUUGAAUUAUCUCCGGCAGUCUCUUCCUUUUAGUUAUCUGACAGUGUCUGUUUCUGGGACUUAUGCGAAUAGCGUUCAGGUAUUUUCGAGUGUUGAUGGAAGAUGGACGGGUGAGUCUGAAGGGACUGUCUGCGAUUUUAAUAAAGCAGGAUCUACGGCAAUGUUUUCAUUGAAAGUCGAGAAUGCUACGCUGUACUCCGAAAGUAGUGAUAUGGCUACGUGGGGAGAGGCAAUAUUUGCAUCGCAACCAACAGCUUCCUCAAGGCUUUCCUUUGCAUCAGGCAAUGGAGCCCAAGUGCGGUCACAGUUCGUCAAAACCGGCAGGCUGGCUGCAGGCGGCCAGCAAUGCAAGUCUAGGGACAUCGUGGCACUCUCUCAUGACCUUGGGGUUGCGACUGGUGACUGGGCAGUCACUUUUGCCAUUGGAUAUGUGCGGGAAAAGGCAAUCAACUACCUUGGAAAUGCAUACACGGGGUAUUAUAGGGCAGAGUAUCCCAAUACAUACCAAGCGGUCACAUACUUUUUGGAUGACUAUUCAGAUGCCCUCAGUGAGUCCCUAGUACUCGACCGGAAAUUGUCUACCGCAGCAAAAUCGGUCGCGGGACAAAAAUACGCGGACAUCGUCACACUGUCAACUCGGCAAGCGUACGGAGGAAUCGAUCUGACAAUUCCAAACGAUACUCUCGAUACCAGCGAAGUGUUAGCCUUCAUCAAGGAGCUCUCUAGCGAUGGGAAUGUCAACACAGUGGAUGUCAUCAUGCCUGCAUUUCCCAUAUAUUGGGUUAUGGAUCCGGACUAUAUCCGACUACUGUUAGAGCCGAUGAUGAGAUAUCUCGCAGCAGGACGCUGGCACAAACCGUAUGUAAUCCACGAUAUGGGCAGCCAUUAUCCCAACGCCGUCGGACACGAUGAUCAACAGGCGGAACCGAUGCCCAUCGAGGAGUGCGGCAACCUCAUGAUUCUUACCCUGGCCUAUGUGCGCGCGACUGGCGAUGAGGCAUGGGCAGCCCAGUAUUUCGACAUCCUCAGAGGAUAUGCCGACUAUCUGGUUGAAAAUAGCAUCGACAUCGCUGAGCAGCUUUCCUCAAACGAUGCUGCUGGUCCGCUGGCGAAUGAAACCAACCUCGCCAUAAAAGCAGCGGUUGGUCUCAAAGCAUUCGGAGAACUAACAGGAUUGACCGAAUAUUCCAACAUUGCAGAGGCACGAGCCGACCUAUUCUUCACCCAAGGACUGGGGACAGAUGAGCAAAAGACUCAUUUCGUGCUGCAGUACCCCGACAAGCCAUCCUCGUGGAAGACGCCGUAUAACCUCUACCCAGAUGUGUUGUUGAGCCUUGGAACCUUCCCAAAGGAAGUUCACCAGAUGAGCAGUGCAUUCUUCAAGUCAGUAAGAGCUGAAUACGGAGUCCCUCUGGACAGCCGGCAAGACUGGGCCAAGUCGGACUGGAACAUGUGGCUGGCAGGCACACUUGAUAACAGCACCCGCAGCGAAUUUGUGGAUGACCUGUGGGCAUUCAUGACCAAUGGCAAGCAUAAUUGGCCAUUCUCGGAUAGAUAUAUCGCGAGCUCAGAGAAAGGUAACACGCCUGGGGUUCCAGUGCUGUGUCGAGCGCGCCCAACAGUGGGUGGGCAUUUUGCCUUGCUGGCACUAGAGGGACCUAAAUCCCUUCAGGUCGGGCUACCAGAGCUGGAGGAAAGCUCCAGCCUGAGUGAGCAAGACAGCCAGCAGGUUCUGGGAGAAGAAAGGCAAGAGCUGUGA
This is a messenger RNA of Aspergillus viridinutans, 2163 nucleotides long. Its product is annotated as putative glutaminase. The record is from RefSeq and is a predicted model, not a curated record. Lineage: Eukaryota; Fungi; Ascomycota; Eurotiomycetes; Eurotiales; Aspergillaceae. The transcript has 2 exons. The coding region runs from base 1 to 2163 and encodes 720 amino acids. Gene Ontology annotation, biological process: carbohydrate metabolic process.